Naegleria lovaniensis is the source of this 1029-nucleotide messenger RNA. RefSeq lists its product as uncharacterized. The transcript has 2 exons. The coding region runs from base 1 to 1029 and encodes 342 amino acids. The record is from RefSeq and is a predicted model, not a curated record. Lineage: Eukaryota; Heterolobosea; Eutetramitea; Acrasida; Naegleriidae.
AUGUCAACCACCGCUACAACCACUGCUCAACAGCAAUAUGAACAAUUACAACAUUUGAAACGUAUGGAAGAGAAUACAUCUCUCUAUAAAACCAUCCUCAAAUUUGUUUGUGGUGGUGUCAGUGCUGGAUUUGUCAGUGGUCUAAUGAAUUCACCUGACCAUGUCAAGACAAGAAUGCAAUUAACACAUCAAUCAACAACAAACAGUGGAAAUACUACGAACAUGUCAUUCUCACGUGCUUAUUAUAAUUUAUAUAAAACUGAGGGAUUGGGAGUGCUUUUGGGAAGAGGAUUAUUUGCUGCAGUAGUGAGAGAACAAUUUUAUAGCUCUGUUCGAAUGGGAUUAUAUGACCCAUUGAAAUUUAUACUUUCUCAAUUACUUUCCAAAAAUUCAAAUGUGAAUGGACAUGUUACUACUACCAGUGAUGUUGGAUUAACCAUUAAAAUAUUGAGUGGUGCCAUUUCAGGUUCCAUUGGAUCCAUUGUUUCAAAUGGAUGUGAUCUCGUUAAAAUCAGACAGCAGAGUGUCAUGAAUGGAUCAAGAGCACCCAAUUGGUUUUUCAUUGUUAAGAAAAUUCUUAAAGAAGAGAAUGGAGUGAUGGGUUUGUUUCGAGGAGGAACACCAAAUGUAUUACGUGCGUCUAUACUCACUGCUACUCAACUUUCUACCUAUGACCAUACCAAACAUCUCCUUUUGAAAACACCUUACUUCUCUGAUAAUGUCUAUACACACGUCACUGCAUCACUAGUGGCUGGUUUGUUAUCGACAUUGGCAACAAAUCCAAGCGAUGUGAUUAAAACUAAAUUAAUGGCAUCUAAGAAGAGCCAUCAUGGUGUAUCAUCAGUGGCAGCUGAAAUGGAAUCGUACCGUGGAUUGAUCGAUUGUGCAGUUAAGACCUAUCAAAAGCAUGGAAUGAGAGCAUUCAUGUCUGGAUUUGUUCCAAAUUAUAUUCGAAUUGGAACUCAUUGUUUACUUACAUUGCCAUUAUAUGAAGAGUUGAGAAAAUUGAUGGGAUUAUCGAGUGUUUAA